AUGACCGACUUCACCUACAACUUCUUGCAACUGCCGGCCCUGGUUUACGAAGGCGACGCCCACAGCUACCUCGGCCUCACGAAAAUCGACGUCUCCGGCAACCCGCUGAAGCACAGCUACGGCCGAAUCAUCCACAGCGAUCCGGUGCAACUCUGGUCAACCCCUAAUGAGAAAGCCGACUUCGAAACCACCCUGAAAUUCAUCCCGAGCAGCAGCAACUACAGCCCGGCGGACGGCCUCGUCUUCUUCAUGGUCCCCGUCGGCCACAACUUCCCGAGCGACCCCGAUGGCGGAAACCUUGGAAUCUACCCGGGUCCCCACUGCCCCAAAGUGUUUGCCGUGGAGUUCGACAUCUUCCCCAACAAUGAGUGGGACCCGCCUUACCCACACGUCGGGAUCAACAUUGAAACUAGGGCUUCCCAAUAUAACGUUCGGAUUCCGGAGCCGUUCAUGGGGAAUGAGGUGACCUUGAGGAUCAACUACGUCGCCAGCGAAGGACGCAUCAACGUCAAUGUCUCCAACGGCACAGAAAGCAAAGAGUUCCACAACAUCAAGCCCUUGGACUUGAGCUCUUUUCUUCCUGAGAAGGUUCAAGUCGGGCUCGCCGGCUCCACCGGCGAUUUGGUCGCCAAACACGACGUCAGUUUGUGGGGUUUCAGCUCCAAUCUCGUUAAGAAUGGAGCAUAG
This is a messenger RNA of Salvia miltiorrhiza (redroot sage), 687 nucleotides long. RefSeq names its product agglutinin-2-like. The transcript has a single exon. The coding region runs from base 1 to 687 and encodes 228 amino acids. The record is from RefSeq and is a predicted model, not a curated record. Lineage: Eukaryota; Viridiplantae; Streptophyta; Magnoliopsida; Lamiales; Lamiaceae. Gene Ontology annotation, molecular function: carbohydrate binding.